AGUUAACCCCUAUAAAGUUGGAGAGUCGAUUUACUGGUUUUCUGAGUUUUUCUAAACCGAAAUCGGAAUAAGUAACAAUUAUUGGACGAGGUUGAGUAAAGUAUCUUGAUUUGUCAGGGGCUAGCAGAUCAAUUAUUUGCCGAAGCCGUAGCCGAAGGCUGAGGCAAAUAAUCUGUACGGGGCUCCUCCAUCGAUGGUACGGGGCUCCGCAUGGCAAGAAGCCAUACGGGGCAGGUCUGGCCUGGAGACAACUCAUCUACAAACACAAAUUCUGAGUUCACCUUCUGAGCGGUUUCUUCCUCCACAAUCGAUGCAAAAAGAUACCAGUGCGGAAGCAGAAAGUGAAAGUGCUUAUCAAAGAUGUGUUCGUUGUUUAGAGAGCCUGGGCCCCUUAGGUUCAACAAUAUGAUUGGUUUUCUUUUUGGUAGCUGUCAGUCAUUACGGAAGUCGACCAAUCGUAGAUCACAAAGACUACCUCGCCUGAUCUCAAUAGUUAGCCGUCACGCACGUUCACAACAUUUAUUCUUUUGCUUCCGCGCUGAGCUUUGUACAAGAUGGAAGUAGCGGGUGAUAUAAUAGAUCAAUUCGACUUAGAUUCUUCGGAAAGCUCAACCAGCGACGAGGAAGAACUCGAAGAUGGGUUUGAAAUAGACUUGGUUGAUGCUUAUGAUGGUCAAACCAGUGACGAGGAAGACACUCCACCACAUUUCGGUGGUUAUGAGUACGAAUUUGUCGACGAGGUGUCAGACAAACAGAAAUGCCCGGUGUGCCUGUUGCCGAUGCGAGAUGCCGUGCAAACUUCGGAGUGUGGCCAUCGAUUCUGUAAAGAUUGCUUGCAAAGGAUUCUAAGCCCAGUUUAUGGCGACAAAAGAGCUCAUCUUAAUGACCACAUAGAGGCAAGCGUAGAAGACCAUUUGGAACUGACAUGGUCCUCACUGGUUGCAGCGAAACAAGAGCUUGACAACAUGAAAGAUCUGCGGCAAAAAUUCCAUGAAAUUCAGAAAGUUAAUCAAAAGCUGACAGAGUCUGUGGCUGAUUCUCGUGAAGAGGUUCGAGAUUUGACAUUGACGGUGAAAAGUCUCGAAAUACAAAAUAUCCAGCUAAAGAAGUGGAUGGAAGACAUGGCAAGGAAGACGGCAAAAGGAACGCUGACAGAGUCUGUGGCCGAUACUCGUAAAGAGGUUCGUGCUUUGAAAUUGGCGAUGCAAAAUCUCGAAAUGCAAAAUAUUCAACAAAAGAGAUCGAUGGAAGGCAUGGCAAGGAAGAUGGAAUUUGAAAUGAAGAGUCUGGAGAUGCAAGCUAAAGCUACUCGUGCUUGUGAGAGAGCACAAUUUGGUUCUCUCCAGAAAUCAUUUCCCACCCUGCCCAUGAUGCCAGCUAGUUCAUCAGCCUUAACUGGCAUGUACGCGUCGCCUCGUGAGGAAUCGAGAAAAGUUCAAGCUAUACCAGAAUCAGCGUUAACUGGCAUAUACGUGUCGCCUCGUGAGGAAUCGAAAAGAGUUCAAGCUAUACCAGAAUUAGCCUUAACUGGCAUGUACGUGUCGCCUCGUGAGGAAUCGAAAAAAGUUCAAGCUAUACCAGGAUCAGCCUUAACUGGCAUGUACGUGUGGCCUCGUGAGGAAUCGAAAAAAGUUCAAGCUACACCAGAAUCCAAUCUUAAUGCGUCGUUUACAUUAAAAGAUUAACUCUCAUAACACCCACAAACAGAUAAAGCUUUUUCAUUGCCGGUAAAUGUUAAGCUAAAGCAAAGGUUACUUUGUCGUCAGCGCGCACUGACUUAUUUUGAGAAUUAUCGUUUAACGUAAUUCUAUUCAAACCAUAUGAACAGAUGUUUAUCUGCGGACUGUAUAUCGAAGAAAACUGUAGCCUGCGUAGCUUGGGGGUUUACGCAAUUUUCUAAGCAAUUUGAGCGCGAGCGCACAGAUGUCUCUCUCCCAGGCUCCUCGCGGCGCUCGUUAUUGCGGCUUUGCCGCUUUCUUAGGUCGUUCAAAUUGCUCAAAAACCGCUAAGCUACGCAGGCUAAGAAAACUGUGAACCUCUUGAAACUGAAAAAUAUCGCUUAAUUUCGUAAGAUUGUUUUAAAACAGAAUACAAAGGAUUGUGUUAUAAUCUCGGGCCGUUUUAUACGCCAUUUACACCAGCUAAACUGGUUUAGCUAAAUCAUGUUUAAGUUUUUCCAAUUUGUCUAUUACGCUUUAAUUUGUAGUCAUUUUGAGGCGUGAGACAAAUUUCAAAACACCUACCCCACUUAAGUUGUGGGGUGUGUACGGUCUGAGCAACUAAUUUUUAACCUUUAGAAAUAAAAACAAGUUGUCGCUGUGUAGCACUUUGAAAUGCAUUUGUUUAAGUUAUGAAAAAGUGCUCAUGAUGUGGUAUUUUUAGAGACGUUUCGGAAAAACCCCUUCAUCAGUCGUAGCGUUACGACCUAUGAAAGGAUUUUUCCCGAAACGUCGCUAAAAAUACCACAUCAUAAGCAAAAUUAAGCACUUUUUGUUAUUUUUUAACCUUGUUUAGUUAAGCCACUUUUAAACAUGUUUAAUAUGUUGGUAACUAUACAGAAAUGCCGUAGAAUUCCGAAAGUAACGCUCCUCCCGAAAAUAACCGCUCCCUGAAAGUAACGUUAAGUUUUUACCUUCCUAUUGAAGUGGUCCCCCCGAAAGUAACGGCCUACCGGAAAGUAGCGGCCCUUUGAAGAAGUCAGUCAAAGAGAAACUCUCUGUUUUCAAGGGCAAUGAGGCUGGAACAGCCUAACUGCAGGACUGAACAACUUGAAGAGUUAUUUUUUAUUUUAUUUUGAACUAGACUCAGUGAAGUUUUCUUGAAACUAUGAUUUAUAAGCUGUAUUUGUCUAGCAGCAGAGUCAAAUGAAUGUACCAUAGUGUGAUCAGUUGUACUGCGAUAUAUUGCGACCAUUAUACUUUCGGCCUACAGUACCAACGGUUAGGGCUUUCUUUUGUUUAUACAGUCUGCUUUGGUUAUGUGGGAAGUUAGGAACCUUUUAAUUUCAUGUGUUACGCGUCCGCUUUGUCUGAAACAACUGUUACCGUACAAACGGUUUUUAACCAUCCGAAAGUUACAGCUACCCGUAAGUAACGGCUAUCCGAAAGUAAUGGCCCCUUUCGCCUACUAAAUCCGAAAGUAACGACCCUCGUUACUUUCGGAAUUCUACAGCAUUGCUUCUAUAUGUUAUUUAGUCUGCUUUUCGAUGGUGUUGUAAUUACAUGUACUGAUGAGAGAA
Messenger RNA from Orbicella faveolata, 3238 nucleotides. Its product is annotated as TNF receptor-associated factor 6-like. Gene Ontology annotation, biological process: regulation of canonical NF-kappaB signal transduction. Lineage: Eukaryota; Metazoa; Cnidaria; Anthozoa; Scleractinia; Merulinidae. Gene Ontology annotation, cellular component: plasma membrane signaling receptor complex. Gene Ontology annotation, molecular function: zinc ion binding. The record is from RefSeq and is a predicted model, not a curated record.